Molecule: messenger RNA, 2031 nt
Organism: Penicillium crustosum
Lineage: Eukaryota; Fungi; Ascomycota; Eurotiomycetes; Eurotiales; Aspergillaceae
Product: ABC-F family ATP-binding cassette domain-containing protein
Exons: 6
Coding region: 1-2031 (676 amino acids)
Molecular function (GO): ATP hydrolysis activity; ATP binding
Source: RefSeq, a predicted model, not a curated record
AUGACAUCCGCCCCGACAAUUCUGGCAACCCGUAAGCAGACACGGUUUCAUCUGCUAGAUGAUAAUCCUUCGCAGGAGAUUGAUGUGGAUGGACUCAAUAUUAUAGUCACAUCGUCUGCACCUGAAUCCACGGAAGAUGUAUCAAAAUCAAAGACCAAAGGGAAAUCAAAGGCCAAGGCUGCCGGGCGAGAGCUCAUUUCAGACGCGCACCUACGACUCAAGGCAGGUGUGCACUAUGGACUGUUAGGUCGCAACGGAACUGGGAAGUCAACGCUCCUCCGGGCAAUGGCUGAGAAACUCAUCCCUGGCAUCCCGCAUGCGACUCGCAUGGCAAUUUUGCAGCAGACGGACGAACAGGAUGACAAAACUUUUGGCGAAGACCCUAACCAGGACAAAACGGUGUUGGAAGCUGUUCUCAGCAGCGAUGAAACUAGGAACGAGGCUGUUCGGGUGGCGGAAUGUUCGAUGGCCCAGGAUGUAGACGCCAUCGAUGCGGAGACAGUCCAGUCGGAUACUCAAGCUGCCGUCGAGACGCUACAAAAUUUACAGUCUCAACUCGAAGAUAUGAAACUUGCCGAUAUGGAGCAACAAGCUCGUCGUAUUCUCCUCGGUCUUGGUUUCAAAGAAGACGGAUUCGCGAAGAAAGUCUCUACACUCUCAGGUGGUUGGCGUAUGCGAUGUAUGCUAGCCAGCGUUCUAGUCCAAGAUCCCGACAUCAUGAUCCUCGACGAGCCAACCAACUUCCUGGAUCUUCUUGGGGUAGUGUGGUUGGAGAACUACCUGAAACAACUUCGCGACACAUCAGAGACAACCAUCGUCUUAGUCUCACACGACAGGGAUUUCAUCAAUGCUGUCUGUGAGGAGAUUGUCAUCCUCCGAGACCAGAAAUUGACGUAUUUCCGAGGGAACCUGUCUGCAUACGAACAAGAUUUCGAGGAACAGAAGCUCUACCUGGGGCGCAUGAAGGAGGCACAAGAGCGACAGGUUGCGCAUAUGGAAGCUAGCAUCCGGGAGAAUAUGAAAAUUGGGAAGAAAACCAAUGACGAAAAUAAGCUGCGACAAGCUAAGUCGCGGCAGAAGAAGGUUGAUGAUCGGAUGGGUCUUCAAGUCAGCGCGAACGGGGGCCGUUUCAAGCUGAACCGUGAUUUAGUCGGAUACCAUUUCCACAAUCGAGCUGAGAUCGAGGUUCCAACAGAUGAAAAGGGCGCGACUAUGAGUUUGCCCGAUGCGACCGAGUUGCGGUUCCCCGGACCGUUGGUAUCACUUGAGGGUAUAGUUUUCCAGUACAAGAAGACCGAUCGCGUCAUCUUGGACGACGUGAACUUGGUCAUUCACUUGGGUGAUCGUGUCGGGAUUAUGGGUCUCAAUGGUUCGGGGAAGACUACUCUGCUUCGUGUCCUGACUGGACAGGUAUCUCCUUCAAGGGGCAAGGUUUCGACUCACUCGCGGUUGAAGGUGGGCUACUACAGCCAACACUCUGUGGAAGAGCUGCAAGAGCGUGGCCGAGGCGAGCCUAGUUUAACUGCACUGGGGUUAUUGACGAUUGAAACCGAAGGAUCUAUGAAUGAGGGCGCUAUCAGAGGUCUACUUUCUUCGAUGGGGUUAGCAGGUCGUAUUGCAUCUGAUGUCCCUGUUGCCAAACUAUCAGGUGGACAACUGGUUCGCCUUGCAUUGGCUCGAAUUGUCUGGAGUGCACCACAGCUUCUCAUUCUUGAUGAAAUCACAACUCAUUUGGAUUUCUACACUGUCACUGCAUUAGCUACGGCUCUCUCCUCCUUCAACGGCGCUGUGCUUCUAAUUUCACACGACCGUUUCCUUGUUCGUUCUGUAAUCGAGGGCAAGCGAGACACCGAGCACAAACUUGAUGAAGAUUUCGAAGGACUGGAGGAGGAAGAGACCCAAGAAACGCCAAGACGCCGGUCGGUCUAUGUGAUUAAACAAGGCAAGAUGAACGAACAGAAAAAUGGGGUGGAGCAGUUCGAAAAGAGCCUGGUGAAACGGGUUCAAAAGUUGUUACCGAGUAUAGAUUAG